Molecule: messenger RNA, 2133 nt
Organism: Puccinia triticina
Lineage: Eukaryota; Fungi; Basidiomycota; Pucciniomycetes; Pucciniales; Pucciniaceae
Exons: 4
Coding region: 1-2133 (710 amino acids)
Biological process (GO): protein polyubiquitination; ubiquitin-dependent protein catabolic process
Molecular function (GO): ubiquitin protein ligase activity
Source: RefSeq, a predicted model, not a curated record
AUGGACUCAGCGUCAGCAUCCGCACCAACGGACGACGAUGUUUACGACUAUCUGGCGGAACCGAAUGAAAACUUGGUCUGCCCAAUCUGCCGGAGCCCGUUCAUCGAUCCCGUAAUGUGCGAAUCGACCGACCACGUCUUCUGUCGAAUAUGUCUAAUAAAAUCCUUAGAAGUCUCUCCAACUUGUCCGAUCGAUCGUCUACCACUAUCUCUUUCACUCGUCAGCCCAGCCCCCAAGAUUAUCAAUAAGCUGGUCGAUGAACUUCUGGUGUCUUGUCCCUUCAAGUCUAAACUUGGCUGUCCGUUCGUCUGUCAACGCGACCUCAUAGCCGCACACCUUCGCUCCCAUCAAGCUCAAAUCGAUCAUCCAAAUUUGGGUUCAUCUAUCUCACAGGAGCAAGAUUCCCCACUUUAUACUGGAACUUUUGCUCAAGAAGCUCCGCCCGAUCAACACCCUUCAUCCAUAUCAUCCAAUCAAUUGAGAUUUGAAUGGAUCUCCGGUCGAGCUACGUUGGUACUUCAUCCCCAAGAUCGCCCUUCCCCGUCUCUCACUCACACGAUCUCGACAGUCACCUCAACGGAAAAUGAACCCGAGUUGAGCCAUUGUCCAUUUGAGAGGUUUGGGUGCUCGUUUGUGGGAACACCUGAAGUCAUCAACCAUCAGCACUUGACUGCGGCCUCAGAAUCAUCGGUUCCGGAUGAUGGCUCUCCUUGCCCAUUCUUACACGUUCAAGAGAUUCUAUACUGGUUUGAACACUUGGAAGCGAGGAACGUCGAAUUGAAAGAACAGCUCUCACAGUCGCUGGUCCAACGCAGCGAGCUCGCAUCCGUCCUAGACAGCCUAAAGGCUAGUUUCCGCCAGCUAUGGCUCUCUCAGCAAUCUGCCGAUCGCAACCUGCCCUUGAAUCCGCCUACACACUCCUCGCUCCCAUUCGCACCUAGCCCACUGGCCUCCGCCUUCCCCCCUCCAGGAUACCCAGACGAACUUUCUCCCACCCCACAGUCCAAUCAGUCAACAAUGAUUCCCGAUCCUAGCAGCCCGACCCGAAGAUCUUCCGAUAGCUUCCUUCACAUGAACAGCUCCCGCAUGAAUUACGAUAGUCUCAACGGUCAUCGUCUCAAACAUUUCGAAUAUUAUCCAUCCGCAUGUCCCAGCCAGUUUUACCGUGCCCUUGGGUCGCCAUCCUCCUCAUCGAAAAUGAAGAUCAGGGUCUCUUCCUUCCAGCGAAGGGGUGAAAUCGUUACUCCCGCAACUGAUACGCUUGAAAAUAAUUUAAUCCAGCCGCUUCAUGAAUCUUCACUGGGGGCACCAUCCCAACAGCGAACUUGCAUUUCUUCACCGAUUGGACAGCCGACUGUCCCUCCCAGACACCCCGUUUUACCCGAUCCUGUAGUCAAAUCAUCUUCUGCGUCCUCUGUCUUCAAUAUCCAGUCCGCCAGUGAUGCUGAGAGAGAAAACUCAAAUAAACAUUACGAUAGACAUCCUCACUUGUCCAAACAAGUCAGUAUUCGUCAAGCAACUCUCCUAUCCAAGACCAUCUCUCAAGCACCACUAUCAGAACCUACCAAUGCAGGCCUAUUGAGCCGCAAAAUCGGCGAAUUAAUUGACACCAUCCAAACCUCGUUAAGGGCUUGGAAUCCUCAUUGCCCAAUUGCUUUACCUAACGACCUCGGUGCCAGUGAUCGGCCGGCCGCGGAAAGGAGAAGGGGGAUGAAUGGACGAGCCGAUGAGACUCUUGUGUGCGACUCGACGCCUACCGAUCGGGCCGAUGAGACCAAGUGGAUCGUCCCGAGUGACCGCCCGAGCGUGUUGAGCAGCUUGGAACAAAUCGAAAAGCUGAUGGGCAAUCUAAUUCAGCAAGGCCCACCCAGCCAAUCGUCUACGAAGAGCUUCUUAGAAAACUCCUCGAAUCGGACUUCUGAGCCCUCUUUUGAGUCUUCCUCAUCUUCUAGCUCUUCCUCAUCUUCAUCCGCUCCUGCUCCUUCCUCGGCCAUCUCUCUCAAGCAACACCCUCCUUCAUCUACCUCUUGCUCACACUCAAAUAGCUUUCUUGAUGACUUCCAAUCUCCUCCAGGCCCUUCUCAUUGCUCCGCCAGCUCCUAUCCUUCCUCGAUCAGACCCAUGAAACUUUAA